CACCGAAGGAGCCCUCCAGCAAGGGGUGCCCUGGAGGACCAGGACAGCUGCAGGUGGGGUGUGCCAGCCAGUGAGCUGCGAGCAGAGCUGUGAGGGAUCUGGACUCCUCAGGCCCGGAGAUGGCUGCAAACUGCUCCUGGGAGGCCCAUCCCACCAACAGGAACAAGAUGUGCCCCGGCCUGAGCGAGGCCCCGGAGCUCUACAGCCGCGGCUUCCUGACCAUCCAGCAGCUGGCCCCCCUGCCGCCUCCGCCCGUCAUGAACUACAUCUUCCUGCUGCUCUGCCUGUGCGGCCUGGCGGGCAACGGGCUGGUGCUCUGGUUCUUCGGCUUCUGCAUCAGGAGGAGCCCCUUCUCCGUGUACUUCCUGCACCUGGCGGGCGCCGACGCGGGCUACCUGUCCAGCAAGGCCGUGCUGUCCGCGCUCAGCACCGGGGGCUUCCGGGGCGCCUUGGCCGAGUACGUGCGCACCGUGGGCCGCGUCCUGGGGCUCUGCACCUUCGUGGCGGGCGUGAGCCUCCUGCCGGCCGUCAGCUGCGAGCGCUGCGUCUCCGUCAUCUUCCCCGCCUGGUACUGGCGCCAGCGGCCCAAGCGCCUGUCGGCCGUGGUGUGCGCCCUGCUCUGGACCCUGUCGCUCCUGGUCACCGGCAUCCACAACUACUUCUGCGCGUUCCUGGGCCGCCAGGCGGCCGGGGCGGCCUGCAGGCACACGGACAUCUUCCUGGGCGUCCUGCUCUUCCUGGUCUUCUGCCCGCUCAUGGUGCUGCCCUGCCUGGCGCUCGUCCUGCACGUGGAGUGCCGGGCCCGGCGCCGCCAGCGCUCCGCCAAGCUCAACCACGUCGUCCUGGCCGUGGUCUCGGUCUUCCUCGUGUCCUCCAUCUACCUGGGGAUCGACUGGUUCCUCUUCUGGGCCUUCCAGAUCCCGGCCCCCUUCCCGGAGUACGUCACCGACCUGUGCAUCUGCGUCAACAGCAGCGCCAAGCCCGUCGUCUACUUCCUGGCCGGCAGGGACAAGUCGCAGCGGCUGUGGGAGCCCCUCAGGGUGGUCUUCCAGCGGGCCCUGCGUGACGGGGCCGAGCUCGGGGAGGCCGGGGGCGGCACACCCAACACGGUCACCAUGGAGAUGCAGUGCCCCCCCGGGAACACCUCCUGA
Miniopterus natalensis is the source of this 1151-nucleotide messenger RNA. Its product is annotated as mas-related G protein-coupled receptor member F. Gene Ontology annotation, molecular function: G protein-coupled receptor activity. Lineage: Eukaryota; Metazoa; Chordata; Mammalia; Chiroptera; Miniopteridae. Gene Ontology annotation, biological process: G protein-coupled receptor signaling pathway. The record is from RefSeq and is a predicted model, not a curated record. Gene Ontology annotation, cellular component: plasma membrane.